GUUGACACUUUGGGGUCAGUUUUGUACACACAUGGGAGGAGCCCUUGGCCGGAAAUCCCGCGAGGAAUUUCCUUCUGGAUUAUAAGAUAACAGAGCUCUGUGUUGAUCGAAAGAACAAUUCUUCAGCUAGUAACGUUGAACAUUAGACCUGGGACGUUGAAAGAUGACAUUAGUAUAUGUAUGGGUUUUGGUCUGGCUUCUUCCAUCGUGUGAAGGAAUAUAUCAUUUAUGCCCUUCUCCGGAUGCUUGCAUCUGUACUGGUUCGAUGAUCAACUGCACAUGCGCACAACGACAAGAUGUUAGAUUAUUCAGUGUCACUACGUUUGAAACAACAAACAUUAUGGUCCGUGGGUGUCGACAAGUGACAUUAUCGCUGGGUUUCAUGUCACAUCAUUCUCUAGAGGAGCUACAUUUCUCCUACUUACAGUCGUUUUUAAUCGAACCUUUUGCAAUGGGAGAAGUAAAAAACCUGGGAACUUUGAAGAUACAUAACAUAGAAAAUUUGAACAUACAAUCCCACGGCAUCGGUGGCCUGGAAAAUGUUAGUCUGGUGGACAUUAGGAAUGUCAGAAUGGGUCAUGUGCCAUUGUCAGCUUUUGGAGUGUUCAAUAACAUUCAAAAGUUCCAGAUAUUUGACUCUUACAUUGAGACUUUGGAGCCACUGGCGUUUAUCAUGAUCAAUGUUGACCAGCUAAUAAUAGCCAACAGCUACAUUUCCGAGUUACAAAAUUCAUCGAUGAUAUUACACAAUAUAAGGAAGUUAACUUUUGUUAACAGUUCCAUCCACUUCAUGGGAAAAGCCUCUUUAAAUCUUGAGAACAUAAAUGAGAUACUUUUUAAAGACUGUCAGUUUAGUCGUAUUUCAGGGGAAGCAAUAUCAGCCAGAAUCGGUAAAUUUCGAUUUGAAGGGAACACUGUGGAGGCCGUGGAGAGCAGAGCUUUCUGGAAUGUUACGGUCGAAGAAACAGUGGUAUUUUCUAAGAACAACUUCAGUUCGGCUGAGCCAGAUUCUCUUAUCCCGAAUAAUGGGCCCAACUCUCUGGCUAAUGCUUCUCUUGAUAUAUCAAAUAACUUCUUCUGGUGCGAUUAUAGCCUAGCCUGGAUGUGGAAAUCAGCAAAACAAUACGAGAAACUGCUGCACAAUGGUUUUUGUUGGGGUCCUUCGGGCGAGUUGACAGACAAGCUUAUGUCAAAUCUCACCAUUGAUUCACUAAUGAAAGACGUGAUACUGACUACUCAUGUGAAGUCGAACAGUUUGAGUACAGUGAAAGUAUCACUGAGAACAAACAGUAGAACUACGGUAAAAGAAGACAGCACGAGUUCACCACCUGAAGUAUCAAAUUCAAGAAAUGGAUUUGUCAGAAGCACAUCUUGCCUAUCGUGUCAACCAAACAGUCUUAGAAGCAUUCAUCGGGAGAAUAUUAAUCUUCUUACUAUGCUAUUAAUUACUAUUAUCUUCUUUUGAGAAGAUCCAGAACUUGUAAAGUGUAUUACCUUCAACGUAUUUAAGCUUGUUUCUUCUCAUUUUAACCCUAGAUCUGUGUACCAUAUUUUUAUUUACACUUUUAGAAGUCACUUUGUAUAUAAAAAUUUUUGGUUUGAUUAAUUUAAUGGAUUAUUAUUGUUUAAAUAUUUACUUGCAAGCUCCAGCGGAACAUUGUUUUCAUCCAUUAAGCUUCAUGUAAUUUACAUAUAUACAAAAGUAAGCAAAGCAUUAUAUCUUUGAUUGAAAGAAAUUUAAAUAACUUAUAAAUAUAACGUUAACACAUAUACGUUUUUUCAUUUGGUUUAUUUCUUACCGUAAGAGCUUUUCUUCAGCCUAAAGUGGUAUUUCUACAGUAUAUUGGUCAAAUGAAGUUAUAUGUGAACAAAAACAAAAAUGAAUUUAAUUUCUACAGUAUAUUGGUCAAAUGAAGUUAUAUGUGAACAAAAACAAAAAUGAAUUUAAUUUCUACAGUAUAUUGGUCAAGUGAAAUUAUAUGUGAACAAAAACAAAAAUUAAUCUAAUUUCUACAGUAUAUUGGUCAAAUGAAGUUAUAUGUGAACAAAAACAAAAAUGAAUUUAAUUUCUUCAGUAUAUUAGUUAAAUGAAGUUAUAUGUGAACAAAAACAAAAAUGAAUUUAAUUUCUACAGUAUAUUGGUCAAAUGAAGUUAUGUGUGUUCAAAAACAAAAAUGAAUUUAAUUUCUACAGUAUAUUGGUCAAAUGAAGUUAUAUGCGAACAAAAACAAAAAUGAAUUUAAUUUCUAUAUUUAUCAAAUGAAGUUAUGUGUGAACAAAAACAAAAAUGAAUUUAAUUGCUUCAAAUCGAAGACGGGGUACUUUGUUUUAUUUCUAUGUUUUUGUGCCAGUUCUGUUGUACAUGUCAUAUGUAUGUAACUUCAGUUAGUGUAUAUAUGUAACAAGUGUGUACAAGUCCAAAUUAUGUAUAUAUAUAUAUAUCUGUAUAUUACCAAAUAUGUGUCUGUAAAAUUUACAAUAUUUUAUUUCCAAAUAUUGCAUUUUUCAGUUGAA
Molecule: messenger RNA, 2514 nt
Organism: Limulus polyphemus (Atlantic horseshoe crab)
Lineage: Eukaryota; Metazoa; Arthropoda; Merostomata; Xiphosura; Limulidae
Exons: 2
Coding region: 164-1465 (433 amino acids)
Source: RefSeq, a predicted model, not a curated record